Messenger RNA from Ostrea edulis (European flat oyster), 3300 nucleotides. RefSeq lists its product as uncharacterized. NCBI's taxonomy places the organism in Eukaryota, Metazoa, Mollusca, Bivalvia, Ostreida, Ostreidae. Bases 175 to 1560 code for a protein of 461 amino acids. The transcript has 17 exons. The record is from RefSeq and is a predicted model, not a curated record.
AUAUGGACAUUUUGGUGUUUCACCACUUAAAACUAUAUUUCCAAGCGUUUAAGAAGCACUGGUUGUGUCUGAACCUGUUAAUCCCUUCCUUUAAAAUUAAUACUUCCGGGUUUUGCAUACAUUAUUGUAAGUCAACACAGUUCACCUAGUAUCAACGUUUACAAUGAAUUUAUCAUGAUGUAUAAGAAUAGUGCCCCGCUUGUUUUGUUGGAGUUACUAUCACUUCUUAACCUAACUUCAACACAGAACAUACAAAUUGAAGCUCAACCAGCUACUGUAGAUCUGAGACAAGAUGAUCUGGUUAUCCUGUGUUCUGUCACUUCUCCAUCACAGAUUGAAACAGUGUAUACAAUACAGUUAAUGAAAAACAACUCCGGUCCACUACAAAAUGUAGUUUCAGUUCAUUCAAGUGGUGGUACAGAUGUCAUGCCAUGGCAGGACACUGCUUUACUGGGCAGGGCUACAGCAACAGGCAUCGCCAGUUCACCUCAAGCAGCACAGCUAAGGUUUACCAUCCCCAAAGACAACGUUCAGUGUCCAGCAGAUUUCAUAGGAUACAAAUGCACCAUGAAUGGCUUUGGGACUGGUACAACAGGUGUGGUUAAUCAAGAAACAAACCAAAUAUUCGUUUCUUACAGAGUCCAGCCGACACUUAUUGAGAUGCCGCGGGUUCGGAUACUCGGGGAAUUUUCUGACACAGCCCAGAGACAGUUUACAGUUGGGACUGCCCUUCAGCUGACAUGUACAGGACAAACAGGAAGUGACCCAAGGGCUACAAUACGAUGGUGCGCUAAGACUGUAAAUACCUUUACCUUUACGGGACUUCCUCCGACCCCUCUCCACUCCGAAGCCUCCCUUUCAGGAUGUCAGUACACGCGUUCUAGUACCAUCACCUACAACCUGACUAACAGCGACACCUUCACACAGUUUCUGUGUGAAUCUGGGAAUUCUGGUCUCUGUGAGACAGGAACAGCUAAACAAUUCUUCAACCUAACAAUAGAAGAAAAUAUUAGUACUCCAAAAGAAGAAAAUGUUAGUACUCCAAAAGAAGGCAAUAUUAGUACUCCAAAACAAGGCAAUAUUAGUACUCCAAAACACCACAAAAUUGCCAGUGAUGAAAAGGCAGAGAUAAUCGGCAGCGUCGUUGGAGCUGUGGUAUUCAUCGGUCUCCUGGUCACCCUGGUCUUUAUGUAUAGGCGUUAUACAUGCAACUGUAAUAUAGAUUUGAAGAAAAACAGAGGAGACGGCGGUGUAGUUACAACAGAUUCCGAACAAAGCGAAUGUUACAUAAACAUGGCAGCACAAAAUAGACAGACAGAGAGAGACCAUUAUGAACAAUUACCAGAAGAAAGAGCUGAGAAUCAGUACGACCAGGUGUCCGUUCAAGAUACACCAGGAAGUAAUGGGCAAACGUACGAGACCUUACAGGAUUCAGCUGGUGAAAACAAAUAUGGGAAACUUUCAUAUGACAAAGAACAUGCACACCAUUCACCUUCAACAGGGAGCAUAUAUUUCACAUCUAGAGAGUCCAUCUGCCAACCCACAUUGUGUGCAGGAUGACUGUCUCACCCUGUAGUAAGAUCCAUACAAGCUACAAUUCAAAAAGUACCACCGUCCUAACUGUUGAAUGUGAUUUUCCGAAAGACCUACUUUGCCACUUCUGUUGCAGUUCCAAUCCUGAAGCUAUGACCUUUAUAAAAGUUUGUAUUUGGGCCACAAUUUAACUGAGUCACAAUAAAAGAAUGUGGAACUGGUGUGCCAGAUUGAAAGGAGGAAAAAGGCCAUUGUGACAAAACUUGGAAAUAUAAACUUGCGAGGCUUGAACGGGACAUAUAGAUGAGUCCCUACUUGGUGUUAGAGAUAUGGUGAUUGGUUGAUUGUUCUUCAUAUUCUUGAAAUGUCUGAGAACAAUCUGAACACCUUGACCUUUAAUAAAUGAGACAUUAGUUCUCUGAAUGACCUUUGAAACAUGGGCAUUGUCCUGUGGUACUACUUCUCUUAAUCUAAAGAAUCAAUGGAAUGCUGACAAAAUUUGGAGUAAAAUAGUUUUUGUGAUUGUCAUUCUGUUAUCUGGAGAUUUAUUUAAGUUUGAGUACCCUUAAUUAAUACAAUGCUGAGUGGGAUCUGGCACAUUACAAAGUUUGUGAACAUGGCUGAUUGCAGAGACAUGAGAAGCUAUUGUUGAUGGUCAAGAAUUUGUACUAUGUAAAUUGCCAAUAAAAUUGCAUAUGAGUGAUAGGGAACAAGGUAAUUCAAGAACUGAACUCGAUGAACGGCAAAAUUCAUGUAAUGGCUUCCAAUUUCUUAAGUAUGCUUGCUGAGUUGCUGAUGAUAAAGAUGCACAAAGUAACUGUUGACUUAUUGGGCUUAAAUGUAAAUCAUGUGUUGUGGCAGCACUGUUUGCUGGGGUUCUAACCAUGGGGCCAAGGCUAUGGCCUCCUGAAAUUUAAAGCGAGACAAAAAGUCUGGGAUUGUAUUUGAUUUGUUUUGCUUUAAAAAAUUAAAUUUAAGGGCUGCUAAAACUGAAUUAGCCUCACAAUAUUUUUUUCGUUGCUUAAUUGUUGAUUAUUCACACAACCGCCAUAUUGCCUGAGAAUAAUAAUAUUUUGUGAUUUUUCAAUUUCUGCCCCCAGAUUUAUAAUGCUUAAACAAUGAGGAAGAGUUCUUUAAUUGUUAUUUGAUAUGGCUGAUGAUCGUCAAGCCAAGAACCAGAAAACCAGCUAUUGCUGCAAAAUUAAUCUCUCAGUCAAGAUUGCCAAUACAACGGAAUGAAGGCGAUACAGGUUAAUGCUGAUUGGUCAAUAAAGAAAUUGGGGUUCCCAACAGGGUAUCUUUUAAAAACAAUAAGGCUUCGAAGGGAUAAUCAAUAUUAAUACAAAAUGUGUAUAUAAAACAAUUUAUUGUGCCAAUAAAUGUUUAUUGUUCAUAUUCUGUAUUUUAAAAAAAACUUCGAAAGUAUCACGAAUUUACAUAGCCAUUUUAAUGAGUAAUGGAUGAAAGAUCGUCUAGAGUGUUAAGCUGGUUUUGUGUAUAAAAUGUAAAAAAUUUCCUUGUAGGUACAAGUGCUGCUGGACCAAACAUGUUGUAUGAGAACUAAUUCCGUGUAUCUUCCUGUGGAUUUUCUUUACACUUGUUGAAGCAUGAAGAAAUCCUUAUAGAAGAGUGGCACAUGUUGAACAAUAUGAAAUGUUAUUGUUUUUUUUAGGUAGUUGCAAUGUAGCAAAUAUAAUUAUAAUAGCUAUUUAUGAAAUUAUUAUAUGAUUAGUUCGCACCAGUUUAAAUACCAAACAUUGAUUUUAA